Molecule: messenger RNA, 1632 nt
Organism: Eremothecium cymbalariae DBVPG#7215
Lineage: Eukaryota; Fungi; Ascomycota; Saccharomycetes; Saccharomycetales; Saccharomycetaceae
Gene: SMF1
Product: divalent metal ion transporter SMF1
Exons: 1
Coding region: 1-1632 (543 amino acids)
Biological process (GO): intracellular manganese ion homeostasis; iron ion transport
Cellular component (GO): plasma membrane
Molecular function (GO): manganese ion transmembrane transporter activity; cadmium ion transmembrane transporter activity
Source: RefSeq, a predicted model, not a curated record
AUGAGUCAAGGAGAAGAGGUAAUAGAACAUCUUCCAAGGAAGGUGCGUCGGUUCUGGAAGAAGCAGGAUGUUGAGCUGGUUUCUAAUUCUAGUUUUAUGUUAGAAAACGAGGGCGCAGGUAGGUCAGGUUCUUGGGAGAAUAAACUCAAGAGGGCUGCUUUAAAAUACUUGAAGUUUGUGGGGCCAGGGUUAAUGAUUUCGGUUGCAUAUAUGGAUCCUGGGAACUAUGCUACAGGUGUCAGUGCGGGUGCUAGUAAUCAAUUUGCUUUACUGUACGUUGUCUUGUAUUCGGGACUAAUAGCUGUAUUUCUGCAAAGUUUAUGUGUUAAAUUGGGAACGGUUACUGGUUUAGAUCUUUCUAGGGCGUGCAGGGAGUUUCUUCCCCAGUGGAUAAAUCUGUGCAUUUACUUGUUUGCGGAGGCUGCGAUUAUUGCCACUGAUGUGGCGGAAGUUAUUGGUGGUGCUGUGGCUCUCAAUAUCCUGAUGAAGAUCCCACUGCCGGCUGGAAUCUGCAUCACUUGUGCUGAUGUGUUUUUGGUUUUGCUAGCAUACGGUGUCAGCUCAUCAUCCAUGCGUCUAGUGCGGAUUUUUGAGAUGUGUGUUGCAAUGUUGGUGUUCGCAGUGACUAUAUGCUUGUGUGUUGAAUUAGCAUACAUACCAUCUGGCACUUCGGUUAGUAAGGUACUAAGAGGCUUUCUGCCCUCAAAGGAGGCUUUCGAAAAUGGUGGAAUGUACACGGCAACUGCAAUUUUAGGUGCUACUGUGAUGCCCCAUUCUCUAUUUUUGGGAUCGGGUAUUGUGCAACCAAGGCUAUUGGAAUACGAUGUUAAACACGGCCAUUAUAGUAUGGAUUUAAGCAGUGAUGAUGGAAGUACAAAUGAGAAAAAGAAGGAUACAUCCUUAGAAAGGGAUGCCAAGUAUCUCAACUACAGACCCACGAUACAUGCAAUCAGAUAUGCAAUGAAGUACUCGAUAAUAGAGGUUGCGAUUACUUUGGUCACCUUUGCAUUGUUUGUUAACUGUGCCAUUUUAAUUAUUGCCGGUGCCUCUUUGUAUGGUACUGAGGAAGCUCUUGAUGCAGAUUUGUAUACCAUUCAUGCACUACUUUCAAAGUCACUUACACCAGCAGCAGGUACAAUAUUUAUGUUAGCAUUACUCUUUUCAGGCCAAUCGGCUGGUAUAGUGUGUACUAUUGCUGGUCAAAUAGUAUGUGAAGGGCACAUAAAAUGGACUAUUACUCCGUGGAAAAGAAGAGUAUUAACUAGAGGAAUAGCAAUCAUCCCUUGCUUAAUUAUUUCACUAUCUGUGGGUAAAACUGGGUUAUCAAUGGCUCUUAAUGCAUCACAGGUUGUCUUGUCUAUUCUUCUACCUUUUCUAACUGCGCCGCUAAUUUAUUUUACAUCCAAGAAAUCUAUCAUGAGAGUGCGAUGCGAUAGUUUGGAACAUGAGACUGAUGAUGAAGAUGAAGAUGAAGAUGAAGAGGAUCAUGAAAGUCAGGUGAUAAGGAAAUGUGUUGAUAUGUCUAAUAGUUGGAUGACGACAACAGUGGCUGUCGCGAUCUGGAUUUUUAUAUCAGUGUUGAACGUCUACUCAAUUGUCCAAUUGGGGGUCGCGCACGGCAGCUUGAAUUAA